Molecule: messenger RNA, 3448 nt
Organism: Glossina fuscipes
Lineage: Eukaryota; Metazoa; Arthropoda; Insecta; Diptera; Glossinidae
Product: probable serine/threonine-protein kinase dyrk1
Exons: 5
Coding region: 678-2489 (603 amino acids)
Biological process (GO): peptidyl-serine phosphorylation; peptidyl-threonine phosphorylation; positive regulation of DNA-templated transcription
Cellular component (GO): nucleus
Molecular function (GO): protein serine/threonine kinase activity; ATP binding; transcription coactivator activity
Source: RefSeq, a predicted model, not a curated record
UAUAUAUUAUCUUAUAUGCAUGUCUAUCCAUCUAUCGCAGUUAGCAUUGCGUAUUUGAAAUUCAAUUCAAGGCUUGUUUCAAUAUAUUUUUUUUGUUUUUUCUUCACCUCAAAGGCAAAGCUAAUUUUAAUUUUAUAUUUUCAUAUUCGAUGUUUCGAAAUAUUUUCCUGAAUGACUUUUAAAGCGAACUGAAAUCGAAAAUCUCUUAAAAUUCUUGCUUAAUUCUCGUUUUUCUCUCCGCUUACGUUUUUUAAUUGCCCUUCGUGUUUAUCAUACCAUAAUUGGAUCCGAUUUCCAUAACUUUUCCGUCGAAAUGCUUCUUACGACAAACCAACAAUUUGUAAAUAUUAAUAUAAAAUUUUUUGUUAAUUAUUUUACAAUUUUUAUUUUCACAUUCGGGAAACGCAAAAGAAACGCCGAUCUCAAGAGACAGAAGAUGGUGGCGGUGGUGACGGUGGCGGCUCUCCAUAUAAAAAACAACGUAAAUUGCAUAAUGAUAGUUACGAUUAUAUUAUAAAACGUGGAGAAAAGUUAUUAGAUCGUUGAUAGGUAAAGGCAGUUUCGGUCAAGUGGUGAAAGCUUACGAUCAUGAAGAGAAAGGUUUUGUGGCGAUAAAAAUCAUAAAAAAUGAGAACCCGUUCUUACAUCAGGCACAAAUUGAAGUGAAACUAUUGGAAAUGAUGAACCGUGUAGAAGGUGAAAAUAGAUCUUAUAUAGUUCAGCUCAAACGACAUUUUGUGUGGCGAAGUCAUUUAUGUCUUGUUUUCGAACUAUUAUCCUAUAAUUUAUACGAUCUGUUACGUAAUAGAAAUUUUCGUGGUGUCUCGCUGAAUUUAACGCGCGAGUUCGCUCAACAAUUAUGUAAUGCUUUGUUAUUCUUGAGUUCUCCCCAAUUGAACGUAAUACAUUGCGAUCUGAAGCCCGAAAAUAUACUGCUUUGCCAUCCGAAACGUUCAGCUAUAAAAGUGAUCGAUUUCGGCAGUUCAUGUCAGUUGGGUCAAAGGAUAUAUCAGUAUGUCCAAUCACGUUUCUAUCGUUCACCCGAAGUCCUAUUGGGUAUACCGUACAAUAUGGCCAUUGAUAUGUGGUCCUUGGGUUGUGUUUUAGUAGAAAUGCAUACGGGUGAAUCUUUAUUUUCCGGUUGCGAUGAAAUCGAUCAGAUGACUAAAAUUGUUGAAGUAUUGGGUAUGCCACCUAAAUAUUUAUUGGAUCAAGGAGAAAAGACUCAUCAAUUUUUUGAUAAAAUUGUUUUGGACGGUUCUUAUAUACUGAAGAAAAGUGAAAACAGCCGUAAAUAUGAACUGCCCGGUUCCAGAAAGUUGCACAAUAUAUUGGGCAUCGACAUAGGUCGCUCAGGUGGGAAACGGACUGACGAAUCCGAGCAUUCAAUGACCGAUUAUUUGAAAUUUAAUGAUUUGAUAUUGCGAAUGUUGGAAUUUGAUCCAAACAUACGUGUCACGCCAUACUAUGCUUUGCAACAUAACUUUUUUAAACGUGCUGCGAACGAAAGCACCACUGCCUAUUGCCUCAAUUCGGAAUCAACGGACAAUACAGGAAUACCGACUUCGUUUAACUGCAAAGCAAUACAAGAACAGUUCGUAGAUCCAGAACAGACCACUCAGGGUCUUCUUAUGCAUGCAACGCCGAGCCAUCCGUCCAGGAGCUUAUGUAGCUUAACAGGAUAUGAUGGGGUGGGCGGCGAAGAUUUUAACAGCCGUGGAAGCAUCAGUAACAACAACAACAACACUUCAUCACCAAGUAACAGAGUUAGUGAAACAGGAGGAAACUUUAAACAUACAAAUGUAAUGCUGAAGUCGGUAUAUAGAAUGCAGGAUCUUCAAUAUGAGCAUGAAGAUGAGAGUGUUUAUUUGGCCGCAUUAAGGAGUGUAUUGCCACCAUCUACUGCCAAUACUAAUAGCAAUUUUUUUGCUCAAGCCGCGGACACCAGUGAACAUCAUCAUCAGAUGCGAUGGUGUCCACCCCUUGUAAUGAUAAAUAAUCUUUCCCCCAUUUGGGAAGAGGCUUGCAAUGAAAAGGCUAUCGAAAGCAAUAACGCGAAUCUUGUUACUUCCACCUUACCUACAGAUGCAAAUUGGAGCUCUAAUAGUAACUUGGUUCAAACAAACGCCUUCAUGGAAACUUUCCAUGCACAUCAACAUCAGUCAGGUGAAGAUGAAUGCGUAAAGUCAUUGUUCCCAAUCAAUCCACAUUUAGCAAAUCUUCAAAAUUAUGCACUCUCUUCAUUGCCUGUGGGUUCAGCUAACCUUCCACAAACGGAGACAUCUUCUCAUUUAGUGACAACGGAUUCAAUUAUAAAUACUAGGAUGACUGGAAUUAAUUCUGUCUAUAUUAGGUCGUCCGCUAAUUCGUAUAUUGACAAAAUGCCAGCAACAGCAACAGCAACAGCAGCAGAUAGUUCAGUUUUGCAACAAUCAAAAGGACAAUUACAGCAAUACUGGAGCUCUGAAGUGCAAAUGCUAGAAGAAUAAUGCAGCGAUAUGUGUUUGUCUGUUAGCAGCGGCAGCAGUAGUAACAGCGGAGAAAACAGAAGCUGCAAUAGCGAUUACGGUACCUCGAGUGACGAUACUUCUUCACUCAUGAUGAGUGUCUUGGGUCAACAGAGUCCUCCAGUUAAUAAUUAAUUAAACUUUGUACGUUAUUUAGUGUGAGGGACGGGAGAGUGGGUGAUUCUCCGAAGUGUGUACGUAUAUAUAAAUAUUUACUAUAAAGACUUUUGUUUUUAAUUUUCUCGGCACUAAAACUGUACAUAUUUUUCCGCUUUUCGGAUUGUAUUUAUUAAAUACUUUUUAUUGUUGAAGAAAUUUUGAAAGCUAAAAUUUAUGAAAGCUCGUGUCUUCGUUUAGAGGAUGUUUGAACAAUUUUUUCUAUUACGAUUAUUUUCGUUAUAGUUAUAUAUAUAUAUAGUUAUGUUUAGUAAGCCAUUUCUAAUUAACUUAAUUUUUGACAUUUAUGCACAGAUCAUGGAUAAGCAUUAAACGAUUUUAAUCUGGAUGAGAUUGUCAUUCGACAUAAUUGGAACCAGCUUUAACUUUGUAAACAUAUUUUCAUAGUCAAAUCCUACAUUCCUAGCUUUAGAGUAGACGUGAUCAGUCCACCGCAAAACAAAAUCUCUAAAUUAUUGUCGCCGAUAGCUUGGAUUUAUAUCAAUCGAUUCGAUCUAAAGGUUUGAUACGUAUUUGUAUCAAGAUUGGCGUUGACAAUUGCAAGAUUCUUUAUAGCUUUCAUUUUUGAUUCAUCAUCUAAAAUUCGCCUCAAAUCAGUGUUGAAGAAAGCUUUUUUUUAUACUAUAUGAUCGUAUUAAAGGCCGUUACAAGCUUUCUUUUACUAUAAAGCCGUUCAUCAUUCAUUACAUUUAUUGUACGGUCUUCCUUAGUACACUGUACGUACGUUAAUAGUUUAUUUGGCUUUUGAAAUUUCUCUCUUCGUC